Messenger RNA from Cladophialophora psammophila CBS 110553, 366 nucleotides. RefSeq lists its product as uncharacterized. The transcript has a single exon. The record is from RefSeq and is a predicted model, not a curated record. The annotation marks the transcript as partial. NCBI's taxonomy places the organism in Eukaryota, Fungi, Ascomycota, Eurotiomycetes, Chaetothyriales, Herpotrichiellaceae.
AUGGAACUGGAUGGAGACCAAACCACCAACAUGCCACCCAGGGAUCUAUUUGACUAUUCGAACGUGGUGACGUUCGCGGCCGGCGAAGGGAACAGUCUGCAGUAUUUCGCAUUCGACGGACCCCGACUCUGCUCUGAGUCUGCAUACUUCGACGAACGGCUGCAUGGAGGCUACCCGGAGACAAGGACUCGACAUUUCGAUUUCGCAGACAUCAGACCUGCCGUCCUUGCAUGCAUGCUGUGCUGGUACCGUGGCUGGAUUUGUGUCUACUGCGACGAGGACGAUGGUCAUGUAACUGAAGCAUGCUCCCUAGCAGAGAGAUGCCGCAUUCCGCGGUUCAAAGAGUAUCUAGUCGAGAAGAUGGAA